AUGCAAAAGAGGGUUGGAUCAAUUUUAAUCUUUAUUUUUAUUCAAAUUGGAUUUCAAUUAAGUUUAGAUACAAUUUUAUUUCCAACACUUUUGAAUAAUAUUUUAUUCAAUAAAUCAUUUCCCUUGAAUUAUGAUGGAAGAAAUAAUGAGAUUGUUCUUAUUAAAUGUCCAUCAGAAAAAUUUAAAUAUGCAAAUAUAGAAAAUUUAUUUAUACCAUCAAUUAUGCCGUCAAAUGUUAUUAAAAUAACAGCUAAUAAAUUAGAAAAAGUUGUAUGGUAUGGUGUUUUUCAUAAUAAUAAAUCUGAAUUAUACUCAAUAAUUAAUUGUGGUAUCAUAAAAAUUAAUUAUUUACAUUUAAAUAUAACUACUAAUUGGUUGGUAAAAAUAAAUUGGGAUAUUAGUAAUAACAAGACUACAAGUGUAAUCCCAUUUGACACAACAACUCUUCCUACUAAUGCAUGUAAUACCACUAUCAACAAAACAAUUAUUUAUAAAACAUAUAAUGGAAUUUUAAAAGAUAAACCUUAUAAUAUAUCAGAAUCAUAUAAAAAUCAAUUAGUAUAUGUUUUUAUUUUAAAUGAUAAUAACACAAUAGAUGAAAUUUUGUUCCCAUGUCAAAUUUAUAAACCAGUUUAUUACAAGCCAAAUAUUACCUUAAUUGGUAUUAUUCCUUCAAAAGUUGUCAAUAAUAUUUUUAUUGUAACAAAAGAAUAUGAGAAUAAGGCAUAUUUUCCAAUUCUUACAUCAACUUCCGAAAAGCCAUACUUUUAUAUUAAUGAAAAAAUAAAUGUUUCAGAGGUAGAAUAUACAAUGAAUGAUGAUUAUAAAGAGAAUUCAAAUAAGAUAGUUAAUGAUACUAUUAAUUUACAUGGAUACGGUAUUUUUAAAUUUACAUAUUAUUGUGAUGAUUGUAUCAAUAAAAAUGAUACUGUUACUAUAAAAAAAAUUUUUUUUGGACCAAAUAAAGAUAAUAUAAUUCUUAAAAAUGAAAGUAUAGUGGUAAAUAAGGAUAAAAAUUUAAAAUUUCAAGCUAAUUGUGGAAUUAAUACUUAUACAUUUGCAUAUCUUGAAAAAGUGUCUUUUAAUUCAAAAACAAUAUAUAUGAAAAAUAUUUCACAAUAUCUUACAUUAAAUGAUAAUGAAUUUUUAUUGGACUCAUCAAAAAUAUAUUUAAAUAUUAGUUAUCCUAAUGGAAUUUUUAAAUGUCACUACAAAACUCCAACUUAUACCAUACUAGAAAUUGAUGAAUUUCUAUUAAAAUCUGAUAUUAUACCAAAAAAAAAUUUUACAAUUGAAGUCAAUAAAACACAGGAAAUAAAUGUAAAUAAACCAAGUAAAAAUAAAACAAAAAUUUUAAAAUUAAACUUAAAAAAACAGAAAUUUAAAACAAUUCCUUUUUUUCCAGAUUUACUAAUUGUUAUUCUAAUAUUUACAAUAUUAUUUAUUGGAAUAUAUACAUAUAACAAAAAAACUCUUAUUUUUCAAUUUUUUUAUAAUAUUAAAAUGAAAAGAAAACAUCCAAAUAUACAUAUAUGGUGGAAUAGAUACAAAACUUUUUCUAUAUAUGAUUCUGAAGAUUAUAUUUCAGAGGAAGAAUAUUUAAAUUAUGAGUAUCAAAAUUUUGAAAAAAUUAAAUUUAAUAUUGGUGGGGAGACUGUUCAACGGCCAUUUCCAAUAAAGUUACCAUUAAAAGGAACAAAUUUUAAAAAUAAAUUACUUAAAAAUUUGAUGGCAAAAAAGGUAACAGAGAAGUCAUUUGAUAGGGAAUAUAUUGUUUCAUAUUAUCCAUUCAAUGAAAAAUAUAAUGAAUUUUGGAAUAUGUUAUAUGAUGAAAAUAUUAAUGUUAUUAUUUCAGUUACAUAUAAUAAUAAAAAAACAGGUAAAAGAAAUGUUAUACCAUAUUGGUUAUCUAAAAAAAAUAUUUAUGGAAAUUUAAAAGUUGAAAGAUUUAAUAAAAAAGAAAUAAUUUCACAAAAAAUUGAUUUACUUCAAUUUAAUAUUACUAAGUUAAAUGAAAUUACAAAAACUUUAACAAUUAUAGAUAUUUUUAAUUGGGAGGAGUAUUCUAUAUUAAAAUGUGAUAUUGAUAUUUAUGAAAUAUAUAAUGAAGUUAUCCAAAUUGAUGAUACAUCUAAAAUACUUUUACAUUCACAAUUAGCACCAUAUACAACAAUUGUAGAACCACAAUUAAUUAUAAAUGAUAUAAUAAAAUCAUAUAAUAUUGGUUAUAUAGAUAUAAUAUCAUUUAAUAGUAUAACAAAUUCCCUAACAAAAUAUUUUUUUAAUAAAAAUAUUUUAAAUGAUAAUGAUGGUUAUACAAUAUAUAAAAAAAAUUAUGAACAAUAUAUUGAAAAUAUAAAAUUAAAAGAAACAUCUAUGAAUGCUUCACUUAGACCAUUUCUUAAUUUUACUAAUUAUUUAAAUCUUGGAAAAAUGAAUUAUAUAUUAAGGCAAUUAGAAAAUAUAUGUAACUAUGAUAUAAAUACUCUUAAAAAAGUAUGUAGCCGUUUUUAUGAAAUUCAAAAUAAUUUACAAUUAAGUUUAAAAAUUAAUUAUAAAAAUAUACCAUGUUUAGAUGGUAAUUGUAUAAAUUUUAACUCAAAUUAUUUUGUACAUGGAAAUAUUUUAGAGUAUUGUACAAAAAAUUUAAAAAAAAGGAAAAUUAUUAUGUGUCAGAUACCAAAUAAAGAAACAAAAUUAGAUAUGAUUAAUAUGAUUAUUAAUUAUAAAGUUUCAACAAUAGUAAUGCUUGUUAAUAAUGAAGAAAUAAUUUUAAAUAAUUUAGUUAAUUAUUUACCAAAUAAUAUAAAUACUGUUUAUUUUUAUGGUAUUUAUAGAAUUCAAAAAUUAAAUGAUAGUAAAGAGAGUACUUCUGAAAUUUCUAUAUCUACUUACUCAAUUCAGGGAAAUGAUGAAAAAAGUCAUAUAAUAACUUAUAUUCAGUUAAAAUGUUGGAGUAAUAAUGAAGUUAUAAAAAAUCAUAAUAUUAUAUUAAAAUUGUAUAAUAUAAUUUUAAGAAAUAUAAAUGAAAAUCCUGUAAUAUUUCAAUGUUGUGGAGGAAUUGGUAAAAGUGGAACAUUAGCAUUAAUAUUUUAUAUAAUAGAUAAUUUAAAUCAAUUCAAUUCAUUUGAUCCAUUAUUUUAUCUUAAUAUCAUACGACAAAUAAGAUAUUUAUCUAUUCCAGGAAUAGAUCAAUUUAUGCUUGUUCUAAGUGUUGUAUAUGAAAAUUUUAAAAAUGAUAUUAAAAAAUAUAAUCCUGAACUUUAUGAUAAAUUUUUUAAAAUUCGUGAUAUUAUUUUAAAUAAUGGUUUACAGUAUUUAUAA
Strongyloides ratti is the source of this 3324-nucleotide messenger RNA. RefSeq names its product Protein-tyrosine phosphatase, receptor/non-receptor type domain and Protein-tyrosine/Dual specificity phosphatase domain and Protein-tyrosine phosphatase, catalytic domain-containing protein. Gene Ontology annotation, biological process: protein dephosphorylation. NCBI's taxonomy places the organism in Eukaryota, Metazoa, Nematoda, Chromadorea, Rhabditida, Strongyloididae. Gene Ontology annotation, molecular function: protein tyrosine phosphatase activity. Bases 1 to 3324 code for a protein of 1107 amino acids. The record is from RefSeq and is a predicted model, not a curated record. The transcript has 5 exons.